Molecule: messenger RNA, 1977 nt
Organism: Lactuca sativa (garden lettuce)
Lineage: Eukaryota; Viridiplantae; Streptophyta; Magnoliopsida; Asterales; Asteraceae
Product: putative AC transposase
Molecular function (GO): protein dimerization activity
Source: RefSeq, a predicted model, not a curated record
AUGGAUGCCAUCAUGCCAAUGUGUUCUAUAGAACCAAUGGAAAUUAUAGAUGGAAGCAAGAGUACAGAGAAUGCAAAUAGAAAUUUAAGGGAUGAACCAGAUCCGAUCAUUGAUGUUGAUGAUGAAAACAAUGAACCGGAGAAUGAUGUGGAUGACGUAAACGAUGAGACCGAAAAUAAGGGGGGUAGCAAAAAGAAUGGUACGAGUACCAUGUCAUAUCAUUUGAAGAAUGUAUGCAAACGAUCUCCACUUUACAAAAAAACAAAUAUGAAGAAACAAUCCACAUUAAACUUCAAGCCUGCAAUAAAGGGGGAAUUUGGGGGUAGUUUAACUUCUCAUCACUUCAACCAAGAAAAGGCUAGGAAAUUCCUAGCUAGAAUGUGUAUCAAAGAUAAUAGGCCUUUUAGUAUUGUUGAUGAUGAGGGAUUUAAGGAAUUUGUAUGGGAAAUUAAUCCCAUGUUUAAAUUUCCAUCUAGGUGGACUGUGGCAAAAGACUGCUUAUCAAUAUAUGAAGAAGAGAAAAAGAAGCUUAAAAGACUUCUAAAAAACCAAACAGUUUCUCUUACCACCGACACAUGGACAUCGGUCCAAAAUUUUAAUUACAUGUGUCUUACCGCCCAUUGGGUUGAUGAAAAUUGGACAUUGAAUAAAAGAAUUUUGAAUUUUUGUCAAACACCCAACCAUAAGGGGGUGACAAUAGGGAAGUUAGUGUAUCGUUGUUUGCAAGAAUGGGGCAUAGAUCGGAUUUUAACCAUAACCGUUGAUAAUGCUUCAUCAAACGAUGGGGCAAUCAAAUAUUUAAGAUCUAUGCUUAAGGGAUCUCGUUCUGUCUUAGAUUGCAAAUAUUUGCAUUUAAGAUGUUGUGCCCAUAUCAUCAACCUUGUGGUGAGAGAUGGAUUAGAUGAGCAAUUUGAUACAGUUACAAAGAUUAGAAGCGCGGUUAAGUAUGUGAGAUCAUCCCCUUCUAGGUAUGAGAGCUUCAAAGAGUGUGUUGAGUUUGAAAAAAUUGAAUCAAAAAGUAAGCCAUGUCUUGAUGUAGACACACGAUGGAAUUCAACAUUCUUAAUGUUGGAAACAGCGGAGAAGUACUCAAAAGCAUUUGAUAGGCUUCAAGAGAUUGACAUCAACUAUAGCUCUUACUUUUAUAGUGAAUUAAAUGAUGAUGAUGAUGAUGAUAAUGAGAAGAGUACUCGGAAGAGAAAGAAGAAUGAUCGAGCUUUAGGGGCUCCCGAAGAAGAGGAUUGGGAAAAAGCUAGGCAUUUUAUGGAGUUCUUGAAGAUUUUCUGCAAUGUUACAAAAAAAGUGCCCGGUAAUAAGUACGUGACUUCAAAUUUAUUUGUUGGGGAGCUUGUCACAAUGCAUGAGGCCAUAUCAAUCAAUAAAGUUAAUCACCGAGUGCUAGAAACUUUAAGAGAGUUAUUUACUCACUACAAGAAGAUUGAAGAUAAAGAUAAUGAGAAAAAUACAUCCGGUUCUUCAUCUUCUACUACUACAUCGUUUAGUAGUGUUAUAGAUCUUGAUUUGGAUGACGGUUAUGCAAAAUAUUUGGAAAAUCGGGGGAAAGGUGUUAAUAAUACAGAACUGGAUAUAUAUUUGGCCGAUACAACGGAAAAGAAAUCAAAGGGGGGAGAUUUUGAUGUAUUAAGUUGGUGGAAACUUAAUUCGGGUAAAUACCCCGUACUCUCUAAAAUUGCAAAACAUGUUUUGGGAAUGCCAAUUUCUACCGUUGCAAGUGAAUCGGCGUUUAGUACCGGAGGUAGGGUUAUCGACAAAUUUAGAAGCUCUCUUACACCAAACACCGCUAAAGCUUUGAUAUGCACACAAGAUUGGCUACGUGCUACAUCGCCAGACUUGCAAGAGACUCCCAUUCAUGGCCUACAACUAGAAGAGUUGCUCGUGAAUUUGGAUAAUUUAGAGAUUGAUUACUUUGAAAAGGGGAAAAGGUCAAGUGAUGAUUGUGCCAUGGAUGAAGAUUGA